ACUUAUUUAUACGAGACAGGUUAUCAUGAUAAAUUUUCAUCACCGGAUGUCAUUGCUCAAAUUUACUGUUGUCAAAAUAAUUUUUGUGAUGUUUACGUUUCGAGAGAGGGCGGAGCUUUAGGUUACAACUCAACGUGGAACAAUGACGAAACUUCUAAAUGUUACCGUAAUCAUAGUUAUGACGGGAUGUAUGCUGGUUUCUGCUUCAAAAUCUGAAAUUGAAGAGGUCAAUAGCAUAUUAGGGUCCGAAGCUAAAGAGGUCUGGCCAAACGCGCCUGCCCAGAGUCGUAUUUUAUCUAAACUUUUGGGACUAGGGUUUGGAGCUGGGGCUGUCAACUCUAUUUACAAUUUUUUCUCCACUGCAACAGGAAUCUUAGCAGCUAUUGGUGGAGGCUAUCUCCUUCACGUGUUAUUUGUUGCCAUAUUUGGUGAAACGUUUGGUCUGACCACUGGAUACCAAUAUGGCAUACCUAGUUAUAGCUAUGCCGGUACAGUGGACCCUGUCUAUUACGAUCCAUACCAGCGAUCAAAUAAAGAAUUGAGACACAAUUCAUUGAAACUUCCGUCCUUUGACCUUCAGAAAUUUUUGGGAGCAUUAUCUUCUAUAAAUUAUCCGGAAAAUGCGUUUGGAGUCCUAGGAAUUAAGGGAAAAGAAUGCAAGGAGAAGACUGUCUGCGAGUUGGAACAGUUCAUCCACAAGGCCAAAUUACUUCCAAGAACCAUUCUUAAAAACCUCAGCUACAAGAUCCCUGGUAUGAAGAAAUACGAUAGCGCCAUCUCACGAGGACUGACCGAAGAAGACUGCUCAACAAUUUAUUCUAAAUGUUCGCUAUCUUUGAGACAUAUGAUUAUGAAUUCAACGGGACUCGCAGAGUUUGUGUCACACUUAUUUGUUUAUUGAAAUUAAAAUAUGAAAUUUAUCAGAUUAUAUUGGAAUAGUGAGAUGUUAAAAUAUAGGGAUGUCAAUAAUAAAAAGUAUAAUUUAUUACGCAGCAGACUUUAACAGUGAAGUGUUUAGUAUGGAAACAAAUGCAGAUAUGAUGUUUUUUCUUUCACAUUCCUCUUAAUUUUUAGGCCUAUUGGUUUUUGCUAGUUUUUUGGCGUCUAAACCGUAUUUUGUUCAUUAUGAAAUAAUGAUGCUACAAAACUUUUAAUUUAAAUCCAAACUUUCAAUGUUGAUAUAAAGCAUGUUACAAAGUUUUUAAAAUUUUCUUCAAAGUGACUCAAGCUUCUAUCUCCUAUGAUAAAGAGAAUAUCGAUCGUAUUACACUUAAGCACGCACAUUAGGUGUUGCAGUGCGCUAAGAAAUUAUAGUUAAAAAUGAAAUAAUUUUGAGCGAAGG
This is a messenger RNA of Limulus polyphemus (Atlantic horseshoe crab), 1342 nucleotides long. RefSeq lists its product as uncharacterized. Lineage: Eukaryota; Metazoa; Arthropoda; Merostomata; Xiphosura; Limulidae. The record is from RefSeq and is a predicted model, not a curated record. The transcript is spliced from 3 exons. The coding region runs from base 143 to 901 and encodes 252 amino acids.